CUCCUCUUGCUGGAGCCGUUGAAGCGAAGAAAGGAACACACGGCACAGACACACACAAGCGAGAAAACUCGAGACUUUCACAGACCCCGCGCCAUCCCGAUCCCUCACUCCGGCGACUCAGAAAUGACGGCCGCCAUCGCCGAGAGGGCGGAGCUCGCCAAGCUCUGCAGCUCACGUGACUGGUCCAAGGCCAUCCGAGUCCUCGACUCCCUCCUCUCCCAGUUCUCCAUCCAAGAUAUCUGCAACAGAGCUUUCUGUUACAGCCAAUUGGAGCUCCACAAGCACGUGAUUAAGGACUGCGAUAGGGCGCUUCAGCUGGAUUCCGCGCUUCUUCAAGCUUACAUCCUCAAAGGUCGUGCAUUUUCUGCUUUGGGAAGGAAAGAGGAUGCUCUUUUGGUUUGGGAGCAAGGCUAUGAACAUGCCUUCCGUCAGUCUACAGAUUUGAAGCAGUUGCUAGAACUGGAAGAGCUUUUAACAAUUGCAAAGAAGGACAAAAGUAAUGGAUAUGAAAACCAAGCAAAAGACUCAACAUCAUCUAACCUUGCAUCCGAAGCAAGACUGCAUGUUAAUGGGAAAUCUAGUGAAACUUAUAAGAAUGACAAUAAAUUAAGUGGUGAAUCAGAGUUAUGCAGUGAAUCAACGGUUACCUCAGAGGUCCAUAGAAAGUCUAAUGGUAAUUUUGUUGCAUUGAAGGGAAUUGGUGAUAAAGCCGGAGGGAGUAAGAAGUUUGAUAGCCAAAUGAAUGGGAAUCAUGAUAGUCAUGAUAAAUUAAGUUCUGAAUCAUGCAAAGACUUAAGUGAUACAUGCAGUAAAUUACCUAUGAUUUGUAGCAAGUCAAGUGAUUUAAUAGAAACUCCUCCCACACCCCCUAAACUAAGUAGUAAAUCUGAUAUACGUCAUGAAAUUGGCGAGGAGUCCAAGAAAAAUAAAAAGUUCUCCGUUGCUAGACUUUCAAAGACCAAGUCAAUAAGUGUGGAUUUUCGACUAUCAAGGGGUAUAGCAGAGGUUAAUGAAGGGAAGUAUGCUCAUGCCAUAUCAAUAUUUGACCAGAUAUUGAAGGAGGAUCCUAACUAUCCAGAGGCACUAAUAGGGAGAGGGACAGCCUAUGCUUUCCAACGGGAACUUGAGGCUGCGAUAGCUGAUUUUACAAAGGCCAUGGAAUCAAAUCCAUCAGCUUGUGAGGCAUGGAAACGGAGAGGGCAAGCACGAGCUGCCAUGGGAGAAUUUGUUGAGGCCAUUGAAGAUUUGUCCAAGGCAUUAGAGUUUGAACCAAAUUCAGCUGACAUUUUGCACGAAAGGGGAAUUGCCAACUUCAAGUUCAAGGACUUCUACACUGCCAUUGAAGAUCUAUCUGCAUGCGUGAAACUUGACAAGGAUAAUACAUCUGCUUACACAUAUUUGGGUUUGGCAUUGUCUUCUAUCGGUGAAUAUAAAAAAGCUGAGGAGGCACAUUUGAAAGCAAUUCAGCUGGAUCAGAAUUUUCUUGAGGCAUGGGUGCAGCUAACCCAGUUCUAUCAAGAUAUGGCAAACCCAACCAAGGCUUUGGAAUGUCUGCAGAAAGCUCUACAAAUUGAUGGAAGGUUUGCCAAAGCAUAUCAUUUGCGUGGACUCCUGCUUCAUGGGAUGGGAGAACACAGCAAGGCUAUUAAGGAUUUGUCAACUGGGUUGAGCAUUGAGGGUGCCAAUAUUGAGUGCUUGUAUUUGCGGGCAUCCUGCUACCAUGCCCUUGGAGAAUAUGGACAUGCGGUCAAGGACUACGAUGCUGUGCUUGAUUUGGAGCUAGACUCUAUGGAGAAGUUUGUGUUGCAAUGCCUUGCUUUUUAUCAGAAAGAGAUUGCUCUAUACACAGCAUCAAAAAUCAACAGUGAAUUUUACUGGUUUGAUAUUGAUGGAGAUAUUGAUUCACUUUUCAAGGAGUACUGGUGCAAGAGAUUGCACCCCAAGAAUGUAUGCGAAAAGGUCUAUCGACAACCUCCCCUGCGUGAAUCUUUGAAGAAGGGCAAGGUUCGAAAGCAAGAAUUUUCAGUUACAAAGCAGAAGGCUGCUCUUCUGCAAGCUGCGGAUUCAAUUGGAAGGAAAAUCCAAUAUGAUAGUCCUGGCUUCUUACCGAAUCGACGUCAGCAUCGUAUGGCAGGAUUGGCUGCUAUUGAGGUUGCUCAAAAGGUUUCAAAAGCAUGGCGUUCCUUCCAAGCGGAAUGGAAAUAUUCUAAUAAUAAAAGCAUCUCAAAGUCUGGUAAGCGAGGCCGGAGAAGGGAAAGAGUUAAUUUGCCCAGCCAGAAUAGAGGUGGUGCUGGUUGUAGUACGAGUAGCUCUUCAGAGACCUCAACCUCAUAUGGAAUUACAGAAGCUAAUUCAUCUGCACGGUCAAUGAUGUCAUGGCAUGAGGUUUAUUCGAUAGCUGUCAAAUGGCGGCAGAUUUCUGAGCCAUGCGAUCCUGUUGUGUGGAUUAACAAGCUAAGCGAAGAGUUUAAUGCUGGAUUUGGGUCUCAUACACCAUUGAUCCUAGGCCAAGCAAAAGUUGUUCGCUACUUCCCAAAUUUUGAAAGAACAUUAAAUGUCGCCAAGGCUAUUAUGAAGGAAAGAUCUUAUGUGUAUAGUAAGGUCGAUAACCUUAUUGAUUUAUCCAGGGAUGGGAAAUUGCAAGAUAUUAUGCAAGCAAAAUCUUGCGCUGACUUAUACAGAGUGGUCGGUGAGGACUUCUGGUUGUCUACUUGGUGCGAUAGUACUGCCUUUGAGGGGAGGCAACUUGAAGGAACGAGGAUUACCCUAGUAAAAAUGGGGGAGAACAAAUAUGAAUUUGCAAUCAGAACACCUUGUACGCCUUCAAGGUGGGAUGAAUUUGAUGCAGAAAUGGCGAAGGCAUGGGAAGCUAUAUGCAACACUUAUUGCGGUGAAAAUUAUGGAUCUAAUGAAUUCACCGUGGUUGAAAAAGUGAGAGAUGCGAUCUUAAGGAUGACAUAUUACUGGUACAAUUUUAUGCCUCUUUCAAGAGGCUCUGCUGCUGUGGGGUUUGUUGUUAUGCUCGGAUUAUUUCUUGCUGCUAAUAUGGAGUUCAUAGGAAAUAUCCCACAAGGUUUACAGGUAGAUUGGGAAGCCAUUCUGAACUCUGAUCCAGACUCGUUUGUUUAUUCGAUGAAGACUUGGCUAUAUCCAUGUCUGAAGGCAACAACAUCCUGGAAAGAUCAUCCCGAUGUGCAAUCAACUCUCGCCACAACCGGUUCAGUUGUUGCUGCUCUGAGCACUUAUGAUGACUGAGUUUCUGAAAGUUCUGAAGAGCAAAAUGUUGUAAGCGGGAAGAUUGUUUGCCUUAUUCUUCGGAGAGAGUCAAUUUGAGGCAAGAUUUCUUCCAAUCUUACACCGGCUUAUAUCAUUGUAACGUGUAUGCAUGUUAUACGCUUAUUUGAUUUGUUGUACAGAUCCCUGGGACAAUAAGGUUGUAAUUUUUAUUUUCGUUGCCCCGUCAUUUGUUUUUAUUUAUCACAAUAAAUUUGCUUUGCAGUUCCAAUUCACAAUAAAUAGUUGUCAUGAUAUACAUAUUUAUUUUCACCUUC
Molecule: messenger RNA, 3551 nt
Organism: Malus domestica (apple)
Lineage: Eukaryota; Viridiplantae; Streptophyta; Magnoliopsida; Rosales; Rosaceae
Product: suppressor of RPS4-RLD 1-like
Biological process (GO): negative regulation of DNA-templated transcription
Molecular function (GO): protein binding
Source: RefSeq, a predicted model, not a curated record